This is a messenger RNA of Linum trigynum, 279 nucleotides long. The record is from the annotation of a GenBank genome assembly. NCBI's taxonomy places the organism in Eukaryota, Viridiplantae, Streptophyta, Magnoliopsida, Malpighiales, Linaceae.
AUGGGGGUUUCGGUGGGAUGUGGGUCUAUACGGAACGCGGGGUUGCUGGAGAAGAGACGGCGGUGGGAUUAUAAUGCCUUUGCCGAUAUGAUUGGGAUGGUGAAGUUGAGUUGCCGGACAAGAGAAAUAGUGGUGGGAUUACGGUGGUGGCGGUGGCAACUAGGAGCAAUGAAGAGAGGAGCGCGCGUCUCGUCGGCCGGAUUCUCGUUGCCGGAAUUGAGAAUCGAAACGGCGAAAUUGCAGUCUGCAGAGGGAGAUAAUGGGGAAGAAGAGGAGUGA